Molecule: messenger RNA, 438 nt
Organism: Strongylus vulgaris
Lineage: Eukaryota; Metazoa; Nematoda; Chromadorea; Rhabditida; Strongylidae
Source: the annotation of a GenBank genome assembly
GUGCGAAACGUGGAAAGCGAAGCUGCAUCGUUUCUGGAUCAGAUGAGCAGAUAUUUCACUAGUCGAGCUAAAUUACUCACGAAGGUGGGGGAAUUUGCAGUAUUGAUAAGUUCCUUAUAUUCUUCGCAUUUUGGUUCUAGUAUUUAUUUUAUAACUGUUUACGCUUGGUUUCAUAGCUAUGAUUCAAUGAUCCAGUCUUUUCUAGGACUUUUUGUUAUUGCUUUCGCAAAUCAUUUGUAUAUUGUUCAGGUUGCGAAAUAUCCACACGUGGACGACUACAGAAGAGCUAUUCUUGAUAUGGAUGAGAAACAGUUCAUAAACGUCAGAUUGGUCGUGCUGGAGAUGCGAAAUCAUUUCUCUACGCUCUAUGAUAUCAUAACGAAAAAUAUUGAAAAAAUCAAAAAGCCUCGAAAUAGCAAUAUGGAUAUGCUGUAUUGA